Sphaeramia orbicularis (orbiculate cardinalfish) is the source of this 4953-nucleotide messenger RNA. RefSeq names its product ribosomal protein S6 kinase polypeptide 1 (gene rps6kc1). The transcript is spliced from 16 exons. NCBI's taxonomy places the organism in Eukaryota, Metazoa, Chordata, Actinopteri, Kurtiformes, Apogonidae. The record is from RefSeq and is a predicted model, not a curated record. Gene Ontology annotation, biological process: protein phosphorylation. Gene Ontology annotation, cellular component: early endosome. Gene Ontology annotation, molecular function: ATP binding; protein kinase activity; phosphatidylinositol binding. The coding region runs from base 82 to 3411 and encodes 1109 amino acids.
UACCCGCUUGUGUCUGUGUUGUCAUGAAUGUAUGUGUACGGCUAGCCGGCUGAUAGCUUUGGCAAUGUUGUCACUAUCAGAAUGAUAUCGCAGCGGGACAGAGGAGAACUGGCUCGUUUUUAUACUGUCACAGACCCCAAAAAGCACCAGAAAGGCUAUACUGUAUACAAAGUCACCGCAAGGAUAAUCUCCAGGAAGAAUCCAGAGGAUGUUCAAGAGAUAACUGUUUGGAAGAGAUACAGUGAUUUCCGAAAACUUCAUCAAAACCUAUGGCAGCUGCACAAGAAUGUAUGUAGCCAAUCGGAGCUGUUUCCUCCCUUUGCCAAAGCGAAAGUGUUUGGUCGUUUUGAUGACACAGUGAUUGAGGAAAGGAGGCAAUGCUCAGAGGAUCUGUUGCAGUUCUCUGCUAAUAUCCCUGCCCUCUACAGCAGUCAGCACAUCCAAGAUUUCUUCAAGGGAGGUGAAGUCCACGACGGCUCAGAGCUAAUUGGACCCGCAGAACCCUUUUCUGACUUCUUAGCAGACAGUUUAUCAGACUGCAGCUCUGAUGUUCAAAGAGACAUCAGUGGUGCAGAUGAUUUGACGAUCACAUCUGAGUAUGGAGGCCCGUCCAGUGACAGUGACCUGACCUCCCUCGCUGUGGAUACAGAUUCCCUGGCUGAGUUGGAUGAUGGCAUGGCCUCAGGCCGUACCUCCCCAAAUCAACCACAGGGGGGAGCCUCCAACAUUAGCAGUAGCUGCAGCCCUCGAUUGCCUUCCCUGCAUGCUCGCCGCACCCCGUCACCUGCCCCGGUUUCUGCAUCCUCAGCCCCUAACCCAGAGGUCAGCUGGACAGGCAGAACUUCCCUCUUCUCAGGCAGUUUGAAGAAAACAAGUAGUGGAAACCCUAAGGACGUGACGUCAGAUUACCUUGACAAAGCCAGUGAGCUCAUCUCAUUGGCUGUACAGAAGGAGAAAGAGAAGGACUACCAGGCAGCUUUUUCUUACUACCGAAGCGGAGUGGACCUACUGCUGCAAGGAGUUCAAGGUGAGCACAGUCCCACACGGCGUGAAGCAGUAAAGAAGAAGACUGCUGAGUAUCUGAUGCGCGCAGAACAGAUAUCCAGUCAGCACCUGAGAAGCAACAUGGGUCAAGGGUCAACACAAUCAGUGGCUAUGGCAGCACAGUGCUGUCCUUCCAGCAGUAGAGAGAGUCAUUCAUCUGAGGAGCUCAGAGCUUACAGAGUGUUGGGGAUCAUAGAUAAGGUUCUUUUGGUCAUGGACAAGCGAACACAAGAGACGUUCAUCCUGAAAGGAUUAAGAAAGAGCAGUGACUGUGGGAGGUCUAAGAGGACCAUAAUGCCUCACUCCGUGCCAUACAUGGUGCAGCUGAAGAAGUUUGUCGUCUCUGAGGAUACAGUCUUCCUUCUGCUGCAGUAUGCUGAAGGUGGGAAACUGUGGUCUCACAUUGCAAAGUACCUGCGUAAGUCCAGCCCAGAUGAGAGCUUUGACAUUCCUUUCAUCCAAAAGAGCCACACAGCAGCCGUACACUCUCCUCAGCAUGUCGUAUCCCAGCUGGGUGCAGCCAGUUCUAGCUCUGGACCUCUGACUGGACUGCAGAGAGAAGAAAGGGAGGACCUCUGUGCAUCUCCUAGUACAAGUGUGUUACCUCCCAGGCUUAUGGAGCGAAUUGGAGCCCAGUCAGAUUCUGGAGCCACGUCUGAAGAAGAGUGCACCAACAGUUAUUUGACCCUUUGCAAUGAGUAUGAACAAGACAAGGUGGAACCAGAUGCAUUAGAGGAAGAGGAGGAGAAGAGUGAACAGGAAAUGCUGUCAUUGGAAGUGCCAAAUGCUACCACCACCUCCUCACGUAGUCGCUCGCUGCUUAGCAAUGACAGCCUCUCUUCCCCUAUUAGCUCUCAGGAACUUGGCUUUUUCACUGAGUCAUCUGACAAAAGUGGUCACACCCAAGACUUUGGUGAGGGACAGGACCACGGAGAAGUGUUUAGUCCUCUGGCCUCCCCUGCAGUGCCCCUGUCUUUGGAUCAGUCUAAGCAUACGCCUAUGGAGUUUUUUCGCAUUGACAGCAAAGACAGUGGAAGUGAGGUGACCUGUCUUGACCUGGGAGAGCCACGUGCCUCCUAUAAGCAGGUCCCCCUCUUUUCUACAUCUGAUCUGGGCUCUGAUGUUGCAGUGGAUCUUCCAGAGCUGGCUCAGGAGGUCAAGGGACGCUGCUCAGAGCUUUGGGGGUUAGAUUGUAGUGAUAAUGCAUCUAAUGAAUCUGUACCAGUCAUUUCAUUUAAAGAGGCAGCAGUUGAGGAUGAGGGUCAUCCACCAGACCUUUUGGUCAAUUUACCAGUAGUGAGUGGAACUACAGACUCUUUACAGGAGGAGUUAGACUCUUCUGGAGUCUGUCUGGGCCUUGAAGUCACAGCUUCUCCUCAAAAGUUCAUCCAGCCUGAUGUUUUGCAGCUUCACAGUCAACCUGAGGAGGAGGAGGAGCCAGACCUGUCAUCAUAUUGUACAGCUUCUGCCACUUGUGACACCAGUGUUACAUCUUCAUCCCCUUUCAACUCACUGUGGGACAACUACAACUUGGCAUUUGGACAAGAGGCCUCUGACAAAAUAGUAGUGAAUUCCACCUCCCAAAAUGAUGACCUGCCCCUUGAUACUAGCAUUUCAGUCAGUGAGUCUCUUGGAGAGAAACUGGAACCCAGUGCAAAAGUAAACACAGACUUUCCAAAUCCCAGUGGUAGCAGCCUGGGCUCUAUCCCAGACAGGAAUGAUAUCGAAGCUUCUGAGGCCAUUGAAAGUUUAUUAGGUCUUGAUGGUGACUCACCAAGAGUUGUUAGUAAUACAGUUGGCAGUGAAUUUGAUAAAGAAGUAUCACGGCUAUUUACAGAGCUGGACGAGCUGUCAUUGGCAGCAUCCCAAGUUCGUAUUCCAGAAGACUUUGUACGAUGCUGGGCCACAGAGAUGGUAACUGCUCUGGAUCGUCUACACCAAGAGGGCAUUAUCUGUCGAGACCUAAACCCCAACAACAUACUGCUCAACCACCAAGGUCAUAUUCAGCUUACCUACUUCUGCAGCUGGAGUGAUGUGGAGGAGUCCUGUGACAAAGAGGCCAUUGCCAACAUGUACUGUGCACCAGAGGUGGGAGGUAUCGGUGAGGAGACGGCAGCAUGUGAUUGGUGGAGUUUGGGCGCCAUUCUGUUUGAGCUCCUAACAGGCAUGUCUCUGCUGCGGUGCCAUCCAGCCGGAAUAGGUCGCCACACGGCUCUCAACAUCCCAGAGUUUGUUUCAGAAGAGGCCAGGUCUCUGCUGGAGCAGCUGCUUCAGUACAACCCAACAGAGAGACUGGGAGCAGGAGUUGGAGGCGUGGAUGAUAUCAAAUCCCACCCCUUCUUCGCCGCAGUGGACUGGACCAAAUAGAUGCUGGAAAAUCUGAGUUGCAUGUUGGGACACUGGCUGUUCUGUAUCAACUCCAUUCAGACUGGAGAUAUUAAAUAAUAUACAGAUUCAAUCCUCUUAGAUUUAUGCAUUUCUGGAAAGCGCUCCCAUAGGUGAACAGCCAUUUAGUUUAGUUAAGUUUUAAGGUUUUUGGUUUUUUUUUAAUGAAGUUUGCCAAGUAGCAGUAUACACUUCCUAUACAUUGUUCUCGUGUUUACCUCUAGGGUUUACUAUCUAUGUUUGACGCAGGGAACACUUAACAUGUGUGGUGCAAUAAUUUACACAGUUAAUGAUACAUCAAGUGAUGAUUCACUACAUUUUUGUUGCUUUUACACUCCUCAUAGAGUAGUUAUAAGCCAAAAUGACACAUAUGAGUGCUGUGUCCCCUAAUUUCACUGCAUUUUUUAGUAUUUACUCUGACAUAGACAUAAGUCACCUUUACUGACUUCCACGUGCAAUGGACACCGACUCUUCUAUCAUUCCUCACGGGUUGGCUUCUGACUCUGCCAACACAGCCCACUGAGAUUCAAAGAAAUGAAAGAGAAAUACACAUGCCACUACUAAUAGCUUUUUUUUUGUUUUGUUUUUUUAUUGCUGACCCCCUUUAACUGCCAACCAGCCCACACACAGUGACAUAGAUGGACACUAUGCAAGCUGAAUGAACAAAUAUGGGGAGGCAGUAGAUGGGUAUUGUUGUGAAAUAAUUAGAGUAUAUUAGGUAUAGAGUUAUUAUAGAUCAUGUCUAGGGCCAAAUUAAUACAGUGUGAGAAGUCUCCCUGCACAGACAGUGUGAUUUAAAAAAAAAAAAAAAAAAAAAAAAAGCCAAGGAUGAGGAUCUUUAAAACCAGCCCUUUUUCAGACUGUAGUUUUUUGGAUAUCAGAGAAAAUUGCUUUAUGUGCAUGUAAGAAUAUGAUUUAUGUAAUAUAUUUAAUACCAUGAGAAAUCUAUCAGUUCAUAAUGGAUGUUUUGUAAAUAGAAUUUUAGAAGCUAUUGUGCUGAGUGAAAGGUCCACGUAGGCAUCAAGGCCUUGAAUUUGUCCAACCGGUCAAUCACGUCACUGCCACUCUGCCUUUUCAAUCGCAUCUUUUAUUUCAUUGUGUAUUGUGUUUUAUUUUUAAGCAACACAUUUGCUUACUUGCUGCACACAUCUUAAUGAUAAUUUAUAUUACCUAUAAUAACUGAAUUAUGUUAUGUUACCUUACAUACCAUAAUGUUGCCUCUUGAACAAUCCAAUGGGAGAGUUAUUGAGGCAUAUAUAAAAUGCGUUGUACACCAUUUGUCUGACUAAUACACAAGUGAGCACUCUGCUAUAGGUGUUGCACUCUGUACUCUUCUGCACUGCAAUAUAAUACACAGGAACUGACAGAUACUGUAAAUUACCAGGAAAACUAACACUUUUCUUGACACACAUCUCGGUGAGUUUUUUUUCUGAUUUGUAUAAAACGCUCACUCUUGUCUGUGAUGUACAUCUGUAUCAGUCUGUCGGUGCAUUCUGGAAAACAAUAAACCAACCUGGAUGAGUA